Messenger RNA from Linderina pennispora, 255 nucleotides. RefSeq lists its product as uncharacterized. The transcript has a single exon. NCBI's taxonomy places the organism in Eukaryota, Fungi, Kickxellomycota, Kickxellomycetes, Kickxellales, Kickxellaceae. The record is from RefSeq and is a predicted model, not a curated record. The coding region runs from base 1 to 255 and encodes 84 amino acids.
AUGUUCACCAACGCGACUAAGCUCUACCUGAAGAAGCACUGGUACCGCUCGGAGCUGAUCCCCAUCUACGGCAUCUGUGUCGGCGCGCUCGGCGUGUGCGGAUACUUUGCCAGCCGCGCCCUGAAGAACCCCGAGGUCGUCUGGGACAAGAAGAACAACCCGUACCCGUGGCUGCACGUCAAGCAGUCCGAGAACGUGAAGCUGAUGGACCCGAAUGGCAAGUUCGAGAGCCAGUGGUCGCGCGACCGCCUUUAA